Molecule: messenger RNA, 1836 nt
Organism: Lymnaea stagnalis (great pond snail)
Lineage: Eukaryota; Metazoa; Mollusca; Gastropoda; Lymnaeidae
Source: the annotation of a GenBank genome assembly
CUCAAUCAAAUUAUCAACGUACUGUUCUUACAUCAGGUAGAUUGCUAACAGGCUCCCAGCGUAUUGUAAUAGCUCCUGCCAAUCAAGUCACUUUAGUAAAUAAAAAAUAUCCAGGGACAAAGUCAAAGUCUAUUGAGCAUUAUAGAGAUAAUCUGAAACCUACAACUGUAACAGUAACAGAAAAUUCUCGCUUGGUUAUCCCUAAAAUUAAAAGCUCGGCUUUGCAGUUUGGUGACAAUAAAGAACCUGUGAGGAUAGUUCUACCACCGCAAAAAAGUAAAGGUGAAUUGACAUAACUCAUUUCCCAUUUGUAAGAGAAACCUUUAAUUAUAGCAGACUAUGUACCACUUUUCAGAUAUUUAUUCUUGAUCCAUUUCUUUAUUCCUGUUUUCUUUGUUUUGUAAAAUGCCACAUCAAUUACGAGUUUCCUAAAUUAGAAGUGGAAAGGCUUUAUUAAGAACAAGACUUAAGGCAGAAUGCUAUCUGUCUGCAUAUAUGUAUUUAUCAUCUAUGUAUUCAUAAGUAUAACUUUUCUCAACUUGAGAAACUUUAUAAGUUAUCUUGCCAUAAGAACCUUGUUUUCAACAAUAUAUUCAUUUUAAUUUAGUUCAAAUUUUUAAAAAAAAUUCCUUUACAACAUUAGCAUUUUUACCCCCCAAAAAUAUUUUUUUUUUAAAAUUCAGGUCAGUUCAGAACUAAAAUGUCUGACUCAGAAAGUCCAGGGCAAUCCAACAGCCAUUUAUUCAAAUCAGCAGUAGCAGUCAGUACAGACUUGCAACAAUCUAAACAACAUAUCAAGACCUCACAGGAUAAAACACAUAAUAAGACUGUUGUAGAAAAUGAAAAACUUCCAUCUAAUUCCAAAGUUAACCUGUCCAAGCCUGAAAAAUUGCAAACUUCAAAAUCAUCUCAGAAGUAUCUGGAUUAUCUUGAGGAGAUGGAACUUAGGAUUAGGUACAUGAAGAAUGAUAUAGAAUUCAAGCAGAACCAGAUGCAGUUUAGAAAGACAGAUAAGACUUUGCAAGAAAAAAAACCUAAACAUUCCGAAUUCCAUGUGAAGGAACAAAAGCAGAUUUUAAAAACUGAUCACGAUGCGCCAGUCGCUGUUUCAUCAUUUAAAUUAAGCAGAUUUAGGGAAUCAGAUAUCAUCACAUCAAGGUUUUCCACAGUUACCGGUACUAAGAAUCUUCAGUCAACUAAGUGGACAAAACCGACAUCAGAUAAUCUUAAAACCCAAGUGAUUUCACAGCAGUUUGCAACAGUACCUUUACCUGGUAAUAGUAUGUCUGCUUCCGGUGUCACCUCACAUCAUUCAAGCUUAUCCUCUUACAAAGUGUCUCAUGUAAAUACUAUUCAAAGUUCUAACACUCAGGCAGGCUCAUCAGCAGCUUCCCAACUCCCCAAACCUAUGUAUCUGUCCCCCAACAAAAGAAGUGCUAUUUUUAUACACAAUCCAGUUUCAGGUCUUUCGGUGUCCUCACACGACAGUGUACGGCAAGCAUUGUUUUCUUCACUCUCACAAGAUGACAAAAACCAGUUGAUCAGUUAUGACAGUGCAGCUCACACAAGUGGUGUGCUACUCUCACAAUCUCAGGAACUUUCAACCCACCAGGCUACCUCAUUGGAUAAUAAAUUCAAACUUGUAUAUACUCAGCCAUCAAAAGGCCCAGACCAGUUAAGCACCCCUUUAAAAAUAAGUGCACCCAACAACACCUCCACCCCUAAUCCAUCAUCGACUUUGGUACAGCGAUAUCAUUCUAAGAAAACCCCAACACUGAACACACAGAGUGCAGCUAAAUUAGUCAGCAAAUAUAAAUUGAAAAGAUUGUCUCCCAC